UUUGUUCUUCUCAUGAUGCCAUACAUUUAGGCAACGUCAUAGGGAAGUACUUGAAGCUGCUAACGUCAGCUAACACGUUACAGAUAUGGCGUUUACAUUAUAUUCCCUUAUUCAAGCGGUGAUUUUGUGUGUAAAUGCUGUCGCCGUAUUGCACGAAGAAAGAUUUUUAAGUAAAAUUGGCUGGGGUGUGGACCAAAGUAUUGGGGGAUUUGGUGAUGAACCGGGCAUUAAAGUGCAGCUAAUGAACCUUGUCCGCUCUGUGAGGACAGUAAUGAGAGUGCCGUUGAUUGCUGUCAAUUCGGUCUGCAUUGUGUUGUUGCUGCUGUUUGGCUGAAGCGAAGACUGGACUGAAUCUGGAUGUUGAACUAAGAGAAGACAUUUUCAGGGCUCAGGGGGAUGUCUCCAUGAUUCCUGAAGGAGAAACCCUACAUGCACAACAAAGAAGAUUACACACACACACACACACACACACACUUGUUGCUGUAUCACAAAGAGUCAGCAUUACAUUUGAUUCCCUUUUUAUUUAUUCCCACUUUACAUGGUCAGACUGAGUAACAGUUCAGAUGCAGGAACAGUCAGUGUUUACUCCUUUACUCCAUUCAGUUUCUUUCAAAGACACCGGUUAGUCAAUGAUGUUUACACAAAGCAGUCCAAAGCAUGUUGCUGCUGGACGAUUUCUACAAUGUCAAAGGAUAAUUUACUUUGAGCACGCGAUUAAUUAAACUUUCUUUCUCCUAAUAUGAAACUGUGAUUGCGUCACAGUGCUGAUUAUGGCAUGCAUGUUGCUUUUAACAUCUUGUAAUCUUAUGUUGUUGCAAAAAUGUUAUGUUGCAACAAAAAAAAAAUAUUCUUCACACCUUCCUGGACAAAAUGUAAAAUGUACAUAAUUUGAACAGACAUAAACACCAUAAGUCGGGAUAUAUCAUAUUUUGUGUCUCAUGUAGACAACUUAAUUAUGUAUGACUUUUUUUUUUCUCACUAACUUUCAAUCAAUUACUUGAAAAAAAUAAACAUUUUUUAAAUAUCAACACAUUUUGAGUUUGUUCAUAUCAAUAACUGAUAUUACCCAACGACAUUACAUGUUGACGUUAUAUAUUUUUUGUCCCAUAACGCACUCCGUACUUCAACACAACUUUCGUUUUGAUUAUGGUUGGAAGUGUCAAAAGUGCAGUAAGGAGACCGAAGUGACUUGAUUAGAAAUAUAUUUGUUAAAUCCAAAAUUGUGUGCAUGUUGGCGAUGUUUUUCGUUUUUUAAUUGCCGUGUAUGAAUGGCAUGGCAGUGUACUCUCGCACUAGCUGCAAACUUCAGUACAAGGGCAGCUAGCACUCGUUCUCCCGAGAAGGCCUUCUUAUAACAGUAUAGUACAUAUUAGUGACCAAAUACAAUAGUCGGUGGAUGCUUCUCAUGUAAUACUUGAAAAUGGAAAAUAUUAUGACUAAUGUUUUCAUUGCUGGGCUCCCAGCGUGUGCCAUAUAUUUUCUUUACGCCAACAUUUAUUGCUCUUAUAAACUACUGAAAGAUAAUGUGGUGUUUGACAGUCAUCAGAGGAUUCCAAGUUUUGCCUACCUUUUUCUCAGAUAUGUAUUCAGAGCUCUUGUCAAAAGACAGGGGCAUUUGUACUUUUGCGAUAGCGAUGUCAAAGGUGAAGUUGCCUUCACCAUCUUUAACUGCAGGUAAACUGAUUGCGCUUGACAAUGUAGCAGUCCGAUUUCUUUUAGGGCUAUGGUUUCAUUUCAAACAACACACUGCCUUACAAAGAUGGUUGUUUAUUUGUUCACGUUUGGACCAAUUAUCUCCUAUGUGCUGUACUUUUUUCUCUCUAAGGUUCAACAAGGAUCUACUGAGGAGGUUCUGUAGUGCAACUGGAUAUGGCUGGGACUACCCAGACAUUGAGUUCAGGGAUAUCCCUCUGUGUUACCCAGAGACCCUCUGUCUGCGAAUGUUUGACAUAUUAAUAUCUGCUGAGAAGUUCAGAUUGAGCCCUCUGGGUCUAGUCCGGGUACGUCAGAGUUUGAGAACAUGGCAGCCAAUAGAUGAGCUGAAGAAGGGACCCUUCAAGUUGCAGGCUCGUGUGUUAGAGUACAGGGUCGUUGAAGAUGGGGUGGAGGUUGACAUUUCUCUAACUGCCAUUUCACGCACUGACCAGCCAGUAUGGGAGAGUGUUUUGACAAUGCUCUCCCAGGACAGAGGCCGAACACCAAACACACAACCUAAACCUGAGUGGUAUGAUGGUCACAUGGACACAUCAGAGACAGAUGACGUGAAGGCGGUGGACAUCAAUGUUCCCUGGACUACAGGACUGAAGUUUGUGUGGGCUUUCUCUGACUACUCUCCACAUUGUCUCCUAACUCUUCCUGCUAAACUCUUGGGCUACAGAUGUACCCAAACUCCUAGUCUAUGGAUGCUGUCUAAAUGCUUGGCUGAAAUUGAAAAGCACAAAGGAGUUGAUGCCAUUAGAGCCCCCAUCUCUGUCACCGCCCAGUUCAAGGAACCAUUAUUGGUACCAGGAAAAGUGACCAUCAAAUUUUGUGAGAGUGUGGGAGUGCAGUCCAAAUGUGUUAGCUUCCAAAUGGAGCGAUACGAGAGGAAGAUACCUCACAUCACGGGACAAAUCUGCAGGACUACUGUAGAGGAUGUGAACUAAAGAUGAAAACGGCGCCAAUGGCCACCCCAGCACCAUUGUUAUUGUUUUUGUUGCUGAGAUGAGGAGCAUCACGUAGCAUGGUAAAAAAUGUUUUGCAGUACUCUUCUAUGAUGUGUUAAAUGAUGUCAUAGUUGAAAAAACUGUGUUUGUUGUUUGCAGUAACUUCUUUGUUGUAAUAUCGCAAAUGGUUGUGGCUGUUUCACCAAUAAGGAUUCCAGCUUUAAGAUGAUCAGUUAUGACAUGACAUUGUAUAAAUAUCAUGUAGAUGAAAGUCGUAAUAAUAAGGGAUGAUUGUGUAAUUAUUAGUGGAAUGACAUCUCAUCUUUGCCAUUAUGUGGCAUCCUAGUCAGGCUUCAUGGCCCAGCAGGGGAUUUACACAAAUGUAUCUUCAAUCCAAUGUACCCCAAUACUGCUACCCUCUAGAAUAGAUAUUUACAUCAAUCAAGAACUGCAGUCUUAAGGCAUUUUCUGUGUCCUCUACAACUCUCUAAUGUUACUAUGUCCACAGAAGCACCAUAAGCUACAGUACCAGGCAUCUGCUAAUGCAGACAAGGUCCCUACAGGGAAUGGAGACUUGAUUAUUUGAUCUGUUUGAUAUUCUUGUUUACUGCCUUCAUGUAUAUGAAGGUCUUUUCUCUUGUAUUACUCAUUGUAAAACUGAGGUGUAGACAGGAAAUAUGUCGAGGAACAUAAACAGUAUUGUUCACUGAAAUGCUUUGUAGAGAUCCAUGAAUUAAACUAUCCCUAAUGUUUAAUGUCAGCAUCUACAUAUUUCUGCCAAACUUCAAAGAGUGGUGAUUAGAUUCUGCCUAGGAGUAAAAUGUUAAAUAAAUAUUACUAAAAUGAA
Messenger RNA from Salmo salar (Atlantic salmon), 3492 nucleotides. Its product is annotated as immediate early response 3-interacting protein 1. Gene Ontology annotation, biological process: endoplasmic reticulum to Golgi vesicle-mediated transport. The record is from RefSeq and is a predicted model, not a curated record. Lineage: Eukaryota; Metazoa; Chordata; Actinopteri; Salmoniformes; Salmonidae. Gene Ontology annotation, cellular component: COPII-coated ER to Golgi transport vesicle; Golgi membrane; endoplasmic reticulum membrane.